UGAAAUGUUCCAUCUCCAAAUUACUAAUAAGAAAAUCAAAACAAUAACAUAAUUAAAAUUGGUAAACAUGAAGGAAGAGCAAAGCUCUAUGUCUAUGUUUGCUGAGGAUAUUUUAAGGGAUUUCGGCUCAUUUAUAUCCGAACAUGAUGAAAAAUUGAAGUUGUUAAGGGAUAAAGUGCCUAAUUCGGACGUUUUGGAGCCUGUAUCUUGUAUAUAUAUGUCGCCCGUCAUCGAGGUCAACUUUGUUAACAACUACUCAAUUGUUCCCGAUAAGAACUUUGAGGAAUCGGAGCUUGUGGCGAAUAAACCUCUGACGACAUUGGCAAAUCUCUGCAAUCAGAGCAGAAAUUUGUCCAUGAAGGCAAAACGGUUUCAGCUAGCAUUUCUAUUCAGUGAUUUUCGGUUGGAUGAUUCGCUUUCUUCACAUUCAGAUGGUUUCGGCUUCGAAGGAUCUUUGGUCCGAAUGAGCAGCUCAAUGGAAUUCUUUUGCCAGAUUUACUUUUUGCUCAAACGCAUGAUUGUGAUACUCCAAAAUCUAUUGAGGCAAAUAGCCGCAUCCGUUUGCGUGCCUGAGGAUGUCAAUGAAGUCCAUAUAUUCGCUGUCUUUGAUGUUAUGACUGAAUUGCUGGAGCACAUAGUCGUUUUUAAUGAACUGGCAAGACAAUCGAAGAUUUCUGUUAUGUGGGCGCUCUACAAAAAGUGGCUUAUAAACCUGUCCAAUAAUAAUAGUAUAUCCUCUAACCGAUCCACUCUCUCGGAGCUCCAUGGACUCAGUUCAUCGCUAGUUGACAUGGAAAAUCUAAUUACAAAGGAUUUCUUUCGGAUUCUUCUAGAUAACCUAAUGGAAUUGAAAAAGCAAUUUAGCCUGAACGUUAUUAACCACAUCACUCAGCAUUCCAAUGCCUAUAUUCGCAAGCUGCUUGUUGACAUGGAUGCGAAUCAAAGCCACGAGUACAAAAACUAUGAAGAACCCAAGCACAUCAUUCGCCUUACUGCCUUUGUGGCGGUGAUCCAUGAGUUUGGCAUCCAAAUGGAGGGGAAACUGGUGAAAAAUAUUGUCGACUUGGUAGCUAGGCAUAAACAGGUUCCGCUUAAUCGGAGUGUUUUCUGGUCACCAUCUGCAUUUCUCUCGCAGCAUGCCAAAACCCUGAUAAAAUCACCAGCCCGUUCUCAAGAUGGACAUGCCCUAAAAAUCCAUAGCACCGUCCUAGAAAAAUUUAAGCUUAGCGAUCAGAAGAGUUGUCGGCAAUUGGGCACACAAAUCUCGCUGUGGUCAAUCCGGAUGAAGAGGGUAUUUGAUGUCGGAGUCUUUGGGCACUUGAAGACCUUCUCCCAGCUGAUACUCACUGGUCAUUCGUAUGCUGAUCAAGUUACCCAACUGGCAGUCUCACUGAUCAACCGCCAUGUUGCUCUGAUGACGCCCUUGUCCAAGCACGACUGGUUUGUCGUCUAUCGAUUGCUACAGUACCUAAAAGUUAUUCAAAAUACCUUUGAAUCGAAUCAAAUCAAUUUCGUGCAAUUUAUUAGCUCACUGAUUCAAUGGCAGAAGCAAAAGGUUCUGCAUCUACUGCACACCACAAAGAAGAAAAUCGUUGAUCUUAAGUUGCACCAGCGCAAGAUUAACUUUUUAUCAACCAUGAAACUGGCCGAGAAGUCUAUUAUGGGCUUUCCAAGCAAAGAACGGCUGACUUUUAUAAACCUAGCCCUUGGCGAGUUUCUCGACAAUCGUCAUCUGCCCGCCGACAAUCAGAAGCUAUUCAGAUCAAUUAUACUUCGUGCUAAUAAUAUUAGGAAGUUUAUGCGUGAUAUAAGAGGACAAAUGGACUCGUCAGACUCCUCGAGUUUGGUAUAUAAUUACUGGUUCCUGAACACUUCGGUGCUUAAGGAGUACACCGAACUCCAGCGCAAUCCUUACUCUCUGCAAAAUAUUGUAUCUGCAAGCCAUCAUCUGGACAAGAUUAUGGCUAUAUUUAGGGGUUCAAAGUGUCUCAAGCAAUCGGCGAACGAUUUAAUUAUCGAGUUUUUAAGCAACCACUUGGAGUUCUUCCUGCGAGUCGAGGCCCUUUCACAUCUGUUCCAGGACCAAGAUCAACCAUUCCAGCAAUGUACUUUGGACUAUCGGCUUUCCAUUAAUGCAGUGUCUUUUGAAAACGGCAGAAAUUAUAAUAUUAUUAAAGAUAACCUUGAGAAUUAUUUUACUGCAACGUUCUAUAAUCUAACGACGAUCGCACCGCACGACUGGAAGUCGUACGAAAAGAUGCGUCAUUUGGCCAACAAGGUAUUGCACCUGAGGCCCAUCGAUGAUCACCUACCCAAUCAAAUCAUUGAUCAGGGCAUAGACGUGCUGCAAAUCAUGCGCAAUAUUCAUACGUUUGCCUCCUCCUAUGCCUACAAUAUGAACCUACAAUUAUUCGUAGAGACACAUAGUAAGAGUAAACAUCUGGAUAUUAUUGGCACUCGUCACGUGGCCAACUCGGUGCAGACGCACGGCACUGGUAUCAUCAAUACCACCGUGAACUUUAUUUACCAGUUCCUGCGCCAAAAGUUCUACACCUUCUCCACGUUUCUGCACGACGAGCAGAUCAAGUCGCGUCUGCUCAAGGAGUUGCGAUUUCACUCGGAGCACAAGCACAUCAAACCCUACCAAUCGUAUCCAUAUGAGCGAGCCGACAGCUUUCUCAAGAAGAUCAGAAAGUUGGGCUGCUCUGGCAAUGGCGAGACCUAUAUGGACCUUUUUAGAAAGGUUAUAACACAAGUUGGCAAUGCUGUGGGAUAUGUGCGCCUCCUGCAGGCAGGAAGCAAGAAUGCAAACUUCCGAAGUCGUUCAUUUAAGACCAGACUCGAUAGCAACUUUAGUUCAGGUGGCUCCAAAGUACAUCAAGUCACGAAGGGCUCAAUUAAGGAAUAUGAAAAGAGCCUAGGACAUAUGAAGGAAUGCUAUUCUGAUAGCACAAAUUACUUUAAGCUUCUACUGCAAGGCUUUCAACCUUUUCUGUGCAAUCCGCAUAACCACCACUUAAGAACCUUCUACCUCAUCACACCAGCGCUCAUAAUGAACUACAUUGACUACAGGGUCAAACAGAAGCUUAAGAUUCACAAAAAGGACCAGAACAAGUUCUCCUUGUUCGAGGAUGGCUUCGCAAUUGGCCUGGUCUACAUCCUUAACAUGCUGAACCAGCAGACAGAUUUCCAUGAGCUGGGUUGGAGUCAAACGACCACUCAGCAUCUAAUCGAAGAGCGAUCCAAGGUGCGCGAAAUCUUGGCACGCCAGCAGAAUGCGACCGAGCAGCUGGACGAGAAGCUUGUCCAGACGGUGGCGAUAACCGAACGACAUGUUAAUGCCUAUGAACAUGAAUAUAAUUUACUCUAUGCUACUCUAAGUAGCUCAGAGAUAUUCUUCCAAUAAAAUAAAAAAAAUCUGUUAUCCAAACCAAAUAACAAUGAUAAACACAUUGAUCAGUAGAGUUGAGUUCCCUUUAUUUAACUUUUAUUAAGACGAAAUUACAAUUCCGAGUCCGGUACAUAUCGUAGAACGUUGGUAUAUAUAUGUAGAUAGAUUUAGCCUCUACUUUUUGUAGUAUGCCAAUUUCAAACAUCAAACAUUUUACUAAGCCCCAUUGUUUAUGCGUUCGUCUUUGUCAAUGGAAAUGUGAAAGUUACAGAUUUGAAGCAUUUUAUUUCGUCUGAUCUAAGGAACUUCACUAUCCAUUUAAACACUUUGAUAUAAGAGGGGGAGGCUCUCUAUUUAUAUUCAAAUUUUGGCCCCCAAAUACAAUAUAA
This is a messenger RNA of Drosophila eugracilis, 3780 nucleotides long. It is a transcript of the gene SWIP, whose product is annotated as WASH complex subunit 4. The record is from RefSeq and is a predicted model, not a curated record. Gene Ontology annotation, biological process: endosomal transport; endosome organization. Lineage: Eukaryota; Metazoa; Arthropoda; Insecta; Diptera; Drosophilidae. Gene Ontology annotation, cellular component: endosome; WASH complex. The coding region runs from base 68 to 3406 and encodes 1112 amino acids. The transcript is spliced from 9 exons.